This is a messenger RNA of Gadus macrocephalus (Pacific cod), 2488 nucleotides long. RefSeq names its product opsin 6, group member a (gene opn6a). The record is from RefSeq and is a predicted model, not a curated record. Gene Ontology annotation, cellular component: membrane. Lineage: Eukaryota; Metazoa; Chordata; Actinopteri; Gadiformes; Gadidae. The coding region runs from base 376 to 1608 and encodes 410 amino acids. Gene Ontology annotation, biological process: G protein-coupled receptor signaling pathway. Gene Ontology annotation, molecular function: G protein-coupled receptor activity. The transcript has 6 exons.
CAGUAUUAAGGGGAUUACUACGGAAAACUUGACUUUAUUGAAGGAGAAGAAGACCGCUGUUUAUUCUCAUCAAGAAAUUCCAAUAAGGAUGUAAAAGUUCUGCAAACGGAUUCAUGUAUUCAUGUUUGUGACGCGAAGUUGUUGGGAGACAGGGCUCUGUUUUAGGGACAGAUCCCACCAGUUAAGUCUAAUAGAUUGGAAAAUAAAGAACAAAGUGUUGAGAAAGACCCGGUAGAUUUAGAGAGAUCACGACGACACCCCCUCCGAGGAGCGCUAGUAUAAUUAGACCGGAUUUACCGACGGACAGACGAUAGUUCCUCCAGACUAGUUGCUGUGAGGCGGGUGGACGGCUCGUCUGCGGCCGGGGGAGAGACGAUGUCGGCGUUUAUCGGCUUCCAGGGGGCCAGCACCCACUGGAGAAACAACUACACCCUUCCCGCCCGCGACCCCCCUCUGUCGGACCAGGGGGAGACCAUCAUCGGGGUCUACCUGCUUGUUCUUGGCUGGCUGUCCUGGUUUGGGAACAGCAUCGUUCUGUUUGUGUUGUACAAGCAGCGCGCCUCGCUCCAGCCCACGGACUAUCUAACCCUUAACCUGGCCUUCUCCGACGCCAGCAUCUCCGUGUUCGGGUACUCCCGAGGAAUCAUCGAGAUCUUCAACGUCUUCAAGGACAACGGCUACCUGGUCUCCUCCGUCUGGACCUGCCAGGUGGAUGGUUUCUUCACGCUGGUGUUUGGGCUGAGCAGCAUCAACACCCUCACCAUCAUCAGCAUGACACGCUACGUCAGGGGCUGUCACCCCACCCGAGCUCACCUGAUCAACAACACCACCAUCCUCGUGUGUCUGGUCUGCAUCUGGGCCAGCGCUGCCUUCUGGUCUGGAGCGCCCCUAGUGGGCUGGGGGAGCUACACAGACCGCGGCUACGGGACCUGUGAGAUAGACUGGGCUAAAGCCAGCUACUCCAGCGUCUACAAGUCCUACAUCAUCUCCAUCCUGGUGAGCUGCUUCCUGCUGCCCGUGUCCGUCAUGCUGUUCUCCUACGUGUCCAUCAUCAACACCGUGAAGCGAGGGAACGCCCUCACAGCCGACGGAGACAUCAGCGAACGCCAGCGCAAGAUAGAGAGAGACGUCACCAUAGUGUCCAUCGUGAUCUGCACGGCCUUCAUCCUGGCCUGGUCUCCGUACGCCGUGGUGUCCAUGUGGUCCGCCUGGGGCUUCCAGGUGCCGGUGCUCACCAGCAUCUUCACGCGCCUCUUCGCCAAGUCGGCCAGCUUCUACAACCCGCUCAUCUACUUCGGCCUCAGCUCCAAGUUCCGCAGCGACGUGGCCGUGCUGCUGCCCUGCACGCCGCACGCCCGCGAAGCCGUGCGCCUCAAACGCUUCAGGCCCAGCCCCCAGCCGGCCGCCGCCCGGGCCCCGCUCAACGCCAGGGAGAGGAAGUACGCGGCCCCCGGGGAGCCCUGCGUGCCCCCGAGGGAGCCCUGCGUGCCCCCGAGGGAGCCCUGCGUGCCCCCGAGCCCGCCCCUGGACUCAGGCCUCGGCAGCCCCCCCCCGCCCGCCGACCCGCCCUCGCAGACCGACGGAGAGUCGAUAUGCGUCAGACUUUGAAAUGCUUGCAGAUUUACUCCCUCGUAGGAAAACCCUUAAUGCAGCUGAAUCUAGUAAGGGUUUAUAUUAACCGUAAAGAAAUCAUAUUUGUUGUUAAAUGUUAAUUAUUCACUUUAAAUGUUAAAUAUUCAUUUUUCAAUGUUUCAUAUUAACUCUAAAAGGUUUCAUUUUUACUUUAAACAUAUUCACUUUAAAUUCACAUUUGGGUCUUUCAGCAAUACCUCCUACAUGAAGGUGGUUUCAAAGGGUUAAAAGUAGUGCGGUCAGUUAAACGCGUUAUUAACGGCGUUGACGCAAACCAAUUUUAACGGCACUAAUUUUUUUACCGCGAGAUUAACGCAAUUUAUUUAUUUAUUUUUGGCUCAAAACAAAGAAGCAGUAGCCUGACUGCUAUGUUCAAGGCAGUAUGUUUGCAUGUUCAUCGUUUAAUUGCACUAUAGGCUUUUUUUUUGUAUCGUCCUGUUUUGAUCAGUAUAUGCCAAUGUUGUUAUCAAUAAGAAAAAAAUUGCACAAGGCAAGCCGAUGCACUUCUCCAUGUUGAUAAGAGCAUUAAAAUUAGAAAAAUUAAUGGGACAAAGAAAUCAAGGGAUAUUUAGCAUAGAAAAAAGAUUUGCGAUUAAUCGUGAGUUAACUAUGACAUUAAUCCGAUUCAAUAUUUUAAUCGCUUGACAGCACUAGUUAAAAGCUAUCUGGUUCUCGAACGAAUGCAUGUGACAUGCAUGAUCGCGCUUUCUCAGGUCAUAUAGAUGAAGCAGAGUUCACGUCUGCACAUUUGUUGAAAUUCCACAAACGUAUUACCCGUAUUUUGUACGUUGCAUCAUCUUUCCUGUUGUAAAUAGCCAUGGCUACCAGAGUAGCCCAUUAAAGUUACAUACAACCC